Molecule: messenger RNA, 4355 nt
Organism: Lagenorhynchus albirostris (white-beaked dolphin)
Lineage: Eukaryota; Metazoa; Chordata; Mammalia; Artiodactyla; Delphinidae
Gene: SFI1
Product: SFI1 centrin binding protein
Exons: 31
Coding region: 285-4337 (1350 amino acids)
Molecular function (GO): phosphatase binding
Source: RefSeq, a predicted model, not a curated record
GCCUCGGUCCGCGCCGGCCUCUACACGGGAGCCUCGUCCCUGGUGCUUGCCACGCGAAGCGUAACUCGGGAAUCCGCUUCAAGACAGCUCCCACUCCUCGUGUCUAAGAGUAGCAGUGGGAGGCUGAGCUGUGAAAGAAGCGAGUGGGCCACGGGGGCAGAGAGCCCUCCGCGGGGCCGCCCUGACAGCGCGUCUAUCCACGCACCUCAAGGCCAACUCGCAUUGCUGGGGCUCCAAGGCGGCCACGGGGAGUUAGAAGAGGAAGAUAAAAGACUUUUUGAUUCAUGAAGAAUCUGCUCACUGAGAAGUGUGUAUCAAGCCACUGGUUGAAUUUUCAUCAAAAAGGGAUUAAGCGGAGAAUGGAGAGGAAGGUUGAUUCCAGGUCUUCAAGGGAUGGUGCAGUUAAGAAACCUUAUUCUCCAAAGAUAAUGUCCAAAAAGAAGUCUUCUGCCUCUUCUGGGAUCUGGAGUGAGAUACCUAGGGCCAGGCAUCCUGUACAGUAUCAUCCCUCAUAUGCCUGGACCCGAAGGGGCCGGCUAAGAGAACUGCGCAUCAGAUGCAUGGCCAGAAAGUUCUUGUAUUUGUGGAUUCGAAUGACUUUCGGAAGAGUAUUUCCCUCUAAAGCCAGGUUUUACUAUGAGCAGAGAAUUCUGCAGAAGGUCUUUGAAGAAUGGAAAGAAGAGUGGUGGGUUUCCCGUCGAGAGUGGAAACUCCGUGUUCGAGCUGACUGUCACUAUAGAUAUUACUUGUAUAACCUGAUGUUCCAAACCUGGAAGACCUACGUGCAUCAGCAGCGGGAGAUGAGGAACAGGUACCUGAGAGCCGAGGAUCAUGAUGCAAAACAAAAGAUGCGACAGGCCUGGAAGUCCUGGUUGAUCUACGUGGUUUUUCGUAGGACCAAACUUCGGAUGCAGACCACUGCCCUGGAGUUUAGACAGCGGAGUACUUUGUGGGUGUGGUGGAGCACGUGGAGAUGGCAACUGGGACAGGUUCACCUGGGCCGUGCCCUCCAUGCCUCAGCUGUGAAGCACAGGGCCCGGAGCCUCCAGCUGCAGGCUUGGUCACGGUGGCAGGAACAGCUUCUGCAUGUCUGGAGGGAGAGGCAGAAGAUGGUCUCCGCAGUGAAACACCAUCAGCACUGGCAACAGUGGAGAGCCCUGAGGGCCUGGCUGGAAUACCUGCAGGUGCGCAGAGAGAAGAGGCAGCGGAAAGAGAUGGCUGAGGGAUUCCACUGCGUCAUUGUGCUCCAGACACACUUCUGUGAUUGGCGGUGGGCCUGGAAGCGGAGGGAGAGCUUGUACAUCCACCACGAGCGGGUAGAGGGGCUGGCCAGGAGGAUGGUGCUGCGGAGGGCCUUUAUUCACUGGAAACACUACGUGCUGCUGUGCGCAGAAACAGCUGUGCAGCGGAAGGUGGCAGAAGAGCACCACAGGCGAGGCUUGCUGCAUUUUUGCUUUAGAGCCCUAAAAGACAAUGUGGCCCGUGCCCAUCUCCAACGAAUAAGAAAGAAUCUUGCUCACCAGCAACAUGAUGUCACGCUACUGCACAGGUUCUGGAACCUCUGGCAGUCUCAGAUUGAACAGAGGGAGGAAAGUGAGCAGCUCCCCUUCCUGUGUGCUGCCUGGGACCACUACAGAAUAACAUUGCUACGCAAGUGUUUCAAAUUGUGGUUACAGUAUACUCAGAAGAGGCGAUCCCAGCAGGGUGAUGUUAGAGAAGCGGUUGUUUGCACUUUGGUGUCAGAAGGUAUCUCAGCAUCGAGAACACCGCUUGGCAGAGAGAAUGGCCAUACUCCACGCAGAGCGGCAGUUUCUGCGGAGGUCCUGGUCCAUGUGGUGCCAGCAAGCAGUAGCACAUCGCCUGGAGCGGCAGCGACAAGCAGUGGCCUGUGCCCACCACCGCCUCAGGUGGCUCAGGAAGGCUUUCUGUGUCUGGAGAGAGAGUGCCCGAGGGCUCAGAACAGAGAGGACGGGCAGGGCACGGGCUGCACGGUUCCACGCGGCACAGCUCCUGUGUUGGGCCUGGAGCAGGUGGAGGGAGCGCCUGGCCCUGCACAGUGCCGAGCAGCAGAAGCUGAUGCGAGCCGACCUGCAUCGCCAGCACACCUUGCUGUACAGGGCGCUGCAGACCUGGGGGGUUUACCAGAGCCGGGUGCGGAGCGUCCUUCAGGAGGUGGCAGCCAGGGAGAGCCGGCACGAGAGGCGGCUGCUGCGGGGUGCAUUACGUCGCUGGAGAGAGAAUGCCGUGGCCCAAGCGGACGAAGCAAAGAAAGCCUCUCGAGCAGCAGCUCACUACAGAAGGACCCUGUGCUCCAAGCUGUGCCCGCAGGUGGGUUUCUUCACUCGUUUAUUGUACUGAAGUAUGGACCAAUAUCCGUUAAAACAAAAGCAUGGCAUGUAGUGAGUAUGAACCAGCUCUUACCAGAACCAGUAUUUCCCACACACAUGGAAUUUUCCUCUGGGACAAAUCGUGUCCUGAUCGCGUGGCGGGAGGCAGUGUCAGUGCAGAUAUACUACCGACAGCAGGAGGGCCAGGCUGUCAGGGACGCCCAGGUGGCGCUGAAUAGGGGCUGUCUCAGGAUCUGGUUUCGGCGCUGGAGGGACCGCAGCUGGAGCGCAGCCCAGCAGAGGGUCCAGAUGGAGAGGGUCGCGCAGCAUUACCGCCGGCAGCUGCUGCUGCAGGCCGUGGCCCGGUGGAAGGUGCACCAUCUGAGCUGCAUCAGGAAGAGGCUUCUGCAGAGACAGGCUGCCCGACUCCUGGCCCAGACACUCAGUCGGACCUGCUUCCACCAGUGGAGACAGCAGCUGGCAGACAGGAGGCGGGAGCAGCAGGACACGGCGCGGGCCCUGUGGUUCUGGGCCUUCUCACUACAGGCGAAGGUGUGGGCUGCGUGGCUGGGCUUCGUGCUGGAGAUGAGGAGAAAGAAGGCGCGGCAGGAGCGGGCAGUGCAGGCCUACCACCAGCAGCUCCUCCGGGAGGGCGUCACGCGCCUCCUGUGCUUUGCAGCGGGCAUGAAGGCAUUCCGGCAGCAGCUGCACGCCCAGCAGCAGGUGCAGGCGGCCCACAGUCUCCACCGCGUGGUCCGUCGCUGUGCCACGCUCUGGAAGAAGAAGGCGCUGGGCCUGGGCAGGGAGCCUCAGCCCCCUACGUCCACUGUGUGCAGCAGGAGAGUGACGUUUGAGGGUCCCCUUCCCAGCCACCUUGCUGCUGGGGCUGGCGAUGCCUCCCUGGAGACCAAGAGGACAACAGCUCCUCGUGGGCUUCGGGGAGCUCUGGACAGCCUACCAUCGGCCGCUGGGGACACCCAACUCCUGGAGCUGAAUGCUGCCCGCUGGGCAAGAAAGCAACCGCGACGCCCAAGCUUCCUGCUGGAGCCCAUUGAGAGCCAGACGCCCCUGGGGUGUGGCACCCUCGGGGCGCAGGGGCCUGAGGCACUGUGGGAGCAUGGCCUAGGCGAGGUCCAGCCAAUAGGCCUUGCGCUGACAACACCCUUCCUGGCAAAGGCCCAGACAGCACUGGACCCAAGCAGCCCCCUGCCAAGCGCCCCUGGCCUGAAGCCGCCGCCCACAGCGAGUACAGGCCUGGAGCUGUUGCCCCCUUCUUCCUUCAUGCUGCAUGGGGCGGAAGCACACGCCUGGGCAUCAGCCCAGCCGACGAUACCUGGGCUUAAGUCCCAGGCCCCUUCAUCCCUGGCCAGUGUCCCCAACCCCCGUCUGCUCCUUCCUGGGGACUUCACAGGCACCAGGCCUGGGCCUGGCUCUGACACUGCAGGUGUGUACCUGGGGCCUGUCAGUGCCUCAAGUGCUCAGGUCACUCCCGGCACCUGGAAUCCCUGGGUUCAGCCCGGGCCCAGACAGGAGGAUGGUCAAGAUCAAGCUUAUUCUCCUAUUGCCACUGGCCACAUGGACCUGGAGGCCGAGCUUGAGGGCAUCCAGCAGCAACUGCAGGACUACCAGACCACGAAGCAGAAUCUCAGGUCCUGCCAACGGCAAGCGAGCAGCCUGCGGCAGUGGCUGGAGCUGAGCCAGGAGGAGCCCAGGCCCGAGGACCAGGAAGCAGAGCAGCAGGUUCAGGAAGAACUGCAGGAGGUGAGACCUUGGGCAGCCCCCGGAAGGCUCCCAGGCGGGGCUUCCUCUCAGCCUGCCCCCUCAACCUCCCCAGGUGGAAGCGCAGAUCCAGCAGCUGGCCUCCAAGUUGCAGGCCCAGCGCCAGCCCAUCCGCACCUGUAUCGCCCGCAUCCAUGCCCUGCGGCAGGCUCUGUGCUAGUCACCACCCCACGUCCAGGAACAGAAUGCAAAACUGCAGCGAGUUUUUUUAUUUCAAAAUGUUGCAAUUAAAUGAAUUACUGUUCAGAA